Diaporthe amygdali is the source of this 4308-nucleotide messenger RNA. RefSeq lists its product as uncharacterized. The coding region runs from base 1 to 4308 and encodes 1435 amino acids. The transcript has 4 exons. Lineage: Eukaryota; Fungi; Ascomycota; Sordariomycetes; Diaporthales; Diaporthaceae. The record is from RefSeq and is a predicted model, not a curated record. Gene Ontology annotation, molecular function: flavin adenine dinucleotide binding; oxidoreductase activity, acting on CH-OH group of donors.
AUGUCAGAAACGAACGGACGAACGAGGUUUCGUCUUCAGUCUGAAGGAAAGCAACCAGCAGAAGACCUCUUUCUAGGUGGACCCGUCCAGCUGCCCCCCACUGGCCUUCUAAACGGCACCAACACAAAUGGCACCAACAGUGUUCUCUCGACACCACGCCACGUCUCUAAUGCAUCCGAUCAAAGAGGCGAUGAUGGCCAAGACGAUUCAGGGUCAUCGACAUAUCAGUUCCCCCGCCUAUCACCUAGAAGGGGGACUUGGCCACGCUCUCCAUCACUCCAUUCAGUACAGGCGGAGGUCGACCCUUCAGAGCAGGGAUUCAGCCAUCCCAUCCCUCCCUUGGGCCCUCACGAGGGCGAAGCCGGUGGUCCACGUUCUCGCGCGCACGCAAAUAUACGGACGUACACAGACGACAGUCGCGUCGAGCACGAGUACCCUCGCCUUUCACGGCCUGUUGAGCUUCUUCGCAGGGACUAUGACUGUAUCGUCAUAGGAUCCGGCUACGGUGGCGCUGUGGCAGCGUCCCGGCUGGCAAGAGCAGGCGAGAGCGUCUGUGUGCUUGAGAGAGGACGCGAGAAGUGGCCUGGCGAGUAUCCCAGUGGGGCAGGACAUGCUCUAGAUGAGCUGCAUUGGUCAGGGAAUCUCGCGCCCAAAGGUGUCAGUGAGGGUAUCGCUGUUGAUGGUGGUGAUCCUACAGGGAUGUACCACUUGAUUCUCGGGAGAGGACAGCAUGCGAUGGUAGGCAAUGGUCUCGGUGGCACCAGCUUGAUGAACGCCAACGUCUUCCUGAAGGCCAACCACGAUGCCUUGAGGAUGAAAGCAUGGCCAAAAGAGAUAAGAGACCAUCCUCACUGUCUCGACGAAUACUACGAGAAGGCAAAGAAGGUUCUCGACCCAAAGCCAUACCCGUCUGAUUGGCCUAAGCUUCCGAAGCUUGAAAUGCUCGAGAAGCAAGCCGGGUAUCUUGGAAUGUCGGACAAAUUCAGGCGUGUCGAGCAGACAACUCGCUUCCGCAACGGACCCAACAGCUGCGGAGUGGAGAUGUCCCCUUCGGCACUGACCGGCCAAGACGUCACGGGUGUCAAUGACGGCUCGAAGACGACCACUCUGGUGACCUACCUCGCAGACGCAUGGAACUGGGGCGCCGAGAUGUUCUGUGAAUGCGAGGUCCGAUACAUUGAGAAGUGCUCCGAGAAACGCGGCGGGUACAACGUGUACUUUGCCUGGCACGGGCGCAAUCGAGGUCACUUCCGCGCGAACCUGCAUGGCGAUUUGAUGUGGGUUCAUGCAAAGCAUGCUGUCUUCCUCGGUGGUGGCGCUAUUGGCACCACAGAAAUACUGCUGCGGAGCAAGCAGUUGGGCUUGAGCAUGAGUGAGCAGGUCGGGCAGAACAUGAGCGGCAAUGGAGACAUUCUGGCAUUCGGGUACAACACGGACGAGCUGGUCAACGGUGUUGGCAGACCAUUUCCUUCGCCAUAUAACCCUGUAGGACCGUGUAUCACUGGUAUCAUCGACAACCGCGAUGGUCAUGAUAAUCCUCUGGAUGGUUACGUGAUAGAAGAAGGGACCAUUCCAAAAGCACUCGCCCCGUUUAUGCAGGCCAUGCUGGACCUGAUGCCCGGUAGUAUCUCGAACGAAGAGACCUUACUUGACAAGGCUCAUGCCAAGUUGGCCCGGUGGGGAAGCCGAAUCCUCGGUCCUUACUUCAAGAACGGCGCAAUAGAGAGGACCCAGGUCUACCUCAUCAUGUCCCAUGACAGCAACCAAGCCAUGCUGACCCUCAAAGACGACAAGCCUGAACUUGAGUUUCUUGGCGUUGGACGAAGCGACCAUGUCAAAAAGCUCAACGAAAUCCUGGCCAAGGCCACCAAGGCUGUUGGCGGAACACUCGUGCAAAACCCCUUCUUUGCGCUGCUGGGCCAGCAACAAGUAACGGUACACCCCAUUGGCGGUGCAAGCAUGGCCCGUGAUGGCACGCCAAUGACGGGCGUGACAAAUCAUCUCGGUCAGGUCUUCGUAGGCAAGAACAUGGACAGCAAAGCGGUUCACAAGGGCCUGGUUGUUAUGGAUGCAGCUGUCAUUCCCGCCGCACUCGGAGCAAAUCCAUUUGCGACCAUCACGGCACUUGCAGAGCGCUCUAUUGAGGCGUACUGCAAGGAUCGCCACCUGGAAAUUGAUCGCACGGACAAUGGUAUUCUGGAUCUCUUCGGCGAGCCAAAACACCACCCCAAGAGACGCCGGAGAAAGACCAUGGAGGAGAUGGCACUUGCGCGCUCCGAAAUUGAGAGCGUCAACGGCGCUGCCCAUGUGAUCAGCAAGGCGGAUGCCAUCAAGGCCAGCGGAUUUGGCUUCACUGAGGUCAUGUCAGGCUUCAUUCACCACGAUGAGGAUGGCAUGAAGGAGGACAAGAGACCCAACUAUGAACUGGCUUAUCGAACAGCCAAGAGCCUGUGCGAGAGCGCUCGAUUUUUCUUGAGUGUCCAGGCAUUCAACACCAAGAGUAUCGUGCGUGAUCCUGCACACCGGGGAAUGCUCACUGGCACUUUUGUGUGUCCGACGAUCCCGGGUUCCCCUUUCAUGGUGCAAAGAGGCGAGUUCAAUCUCUUCAAACUUGACCUGAAGGCCCCUGGAACCCGUAAUUUGACGUACGACUUCGACAUGACGGGUAUCAAUGGCGAACUACUUCAUUUCCAUGGUUACAAAGUUGUCGACUCUUCCGUCGCCCUCGCGCCGUGGCAAUUCUGGCGGUCAACCACAACACUGUACUGCACCGUUAGCAAGCGUAUCGCAAUGGGUCCUAUCAAAGACGACGAGCACGACGAUGAUGCAUGGCGCAAGUUACAAGUCGUUGCUAAGGGAAUGAUGCACAUACAGGCCGGCGACUUCCUCUCGGAGCUCAUGACCAUGACGCCCACUGGCUCGUCAAUUCUACAGAAGCUCACAAGCGCGGCCAGCUUCAUGACCUUCUUUACUCGCAGGUCCAUGUCACUCUUCCUGGCGCCCUUGACAACUCUUCAGUACCCCUCAACUGUAUACAGCGGAUACAUCAACAACACGGUGCCCAACAAGUCCUUCGACAUUUGGGCAGAAGACGGACGGUGCACCAAGAUGCAUAUGUGGAACGCGACGAACAAGCACGCCAAGGGCGGCGUGAUCGAUCUGUUCAUGAUUCCUGGUGCAAGUGUCGAUCAUCAGAUCUUCGCGCUCCCGACCAUCCCCUACAAUGCAGUCAAUUACUUCACGCGCGCCGGAUACCGCGUCUUUGUGACCGUCCAUAGGAUUGGCCAGCUCAUGAUCGCAGAGAACAACUGGACCACAUAUGACGCGCGACUUGAUAUCAAGGCGUGUCUGAAACACAUCCGCCAGAUAAAUCGCGAAGAAUUCGCGAAAAAGGAAAAUCUCCACAAGGACUCGGAAGAAGUCAGGAAGUUCGAGCCGCCCAAGAUAUACACCAUAGCUCACUGCAUGGGAAGCGUGGCGUUCGCAUCCGGCCUGUUGGACGGCAGGAUCCCGUCGUCGUGGGUCCGCGGCGUGACGUGCUCGCAGGUGUUCAUGAACCCGAUCUGGAACACAAUGAACAUGAUCAAGGCGACGGCGGGGCCGAUUCCGCUGGAUAAGAUGUACAACCUAUUGGCUGGCAGCUGGUUCAGCUGCUCGACGUCGCGCGACGACAGCCUGGUGCAACGGGCGCUCAACCAGGUGCUGCGGUUCAUGCCGGACGCGCGGCGCGAGAUCUGCAACAGCGCGAGCUGCCACCGCAUCAGCCUGACCUUCGGCCGCUGCUGGAACCACAAGAACCUCAACGAGGCGACGCACCGGCAGAUCGACCGCUUCUUCGGCGGUGUCAACAUGACCCUGCUGCACUUGCUGAUGCGAAUGGGCGCCGCCGGCCACGCCAUGGGCAACGGCCCGCUAUUCGAGGUCCUCAACACGCGCGAGAACAUCGCGCGCCUUAAGGGCGUGCCAUUCCUGCUCUUUGUCGGCCGCGACAACGCUGUCCUCAGCCCUGAGUCCACCGAGAAGACGUACGAGAUCCUGUGCGACACUUUCGGUACCAAGGCCGGCGGCCUCGCCAACGGUGUCCAGGGUGAUGGCGGCCCGCACGACAGCGACGGUAUCGAGUACCGCCGCCGCGUGGUUCCUGGCUAUGGUCAUCUCGACUGUUGGAUGGGGCGGAACGCAUGGAAAGAUGUAUAUCCUUUCGUUAGGGAGGAAGUUGACCGGGUAUGCCGGGGUGAGGAAUACCGGUUCCACGAGCCGGAUGAUGAUUUCAAGAGGAUGGUGGCUAGUGGUGAACUGCUGUACUAG